UUACCAGAAGAGGGAUGAAGAGCAUCAACUUUUUUACAGACUUGGUUCUUCUAUUCAUAGCCAGUGAUGCGAGCGCUUUUAUUAUCAGAAAUGCGACUGAAACACUCACCGGAACCAAUAUCACUAUCAAUAAAUCGGAAAUGGGGAAUGACGGAUUAGCAUCUAUGCCCAAAUCAAGGCGAAAACGGUACAUUUCGCAAGAUGACAUGAUAGCUAUUCUGGACUAUCACAACAAGGUGCGAGCGAAUGUUUUCCCACCUGCAGCGAACAUGGAAUAUAUGCUUUGGAAUGAAGACCUAGCCAGGUCAGCAGAAGCUUGGGCAGCCACCUGUAUUUGGGAGCAUGGACCUCCUUACCUUCUCCGAUAUCUGGGUCAAAACCUCUCAGUGCGAACUGGCAAUUACUACUCCAUUCUUCAGCUGGUUCAACCUUGGUAUGAUGAGGUCAGAGAUUAUGUGUUUCCAUACCCACGGGACUGCAAUCCCCACUGCCCAAUGCGCUGUUAUGGACCCAUGUGCACACAUUACACACAAAUGGUGUGGGCAUCAUCCAACAGAGUUGGAUGUGCCAUCCAAACCUGUUACAAUAUGGUAGUGUGGGGCGUCGUGUGGAGGGAGGCAACGUACCUGGUCUGCAAUUAUUCUCCAAAGGGCAACUGGAUUGGUGAGGCACCUUACAGAGUCGGUGUGCCAUGCUCAGCCUGCCCUCCCAGCUACGGAGGUUCAUGCAGCAACAACAUGUGCUUUCCUGCCAUCAACUCAAACUUCAUGUACUGGUUAAAAUAAGCUGUCUGUUAUAUGUUUAAAGGAAUAGUUCAGCCAAAAAUGAAAAUUUGCUGAUUUACUACACUCAGGCCAUCCAAGAUUUAGAUGAAUUUGUUCCUUCCUCAGAACAGAUUUGGAUAAAUUUAGCCCAAACAGAUGACAAAGACAUCUUAAUAAUCCACAAGUAAUCCACACUACUCCAGUCCAUCAAUUAGAAUAUUGUGAAGAUAAAGCAUGUGAGUUUGUAUUAAAAAUAUUAAAACUGUUGCUUUUGGUUAAAAUAGGAGUCCUCUAUCCAAAAUAUUGUUUUCUCCAAUGAAAAAUCAGUCAGAGUCUGAAUCAGAAGAGAACUAUGUACAGAUCAAGCAUAGUUUACAAGCAAAAACAUUCCAAAACUUAAACAAAUAUGCUAGUGGAUUUUGAUGUGAAAGGACAACAUGGGAUGGAAUGUUUUACUGGAGGAAGCGUUAUUAUGGAUUUGUAUUUUGAUUCGAAACCACAGUUUAAAGUUAAAGGGAUAGUUCACCUAAAAAAUGUAAAUUCUGUCAUCAAUUAGUCACCCUCAUGUCCAAACCUGUAAGACCUCUGUUCAUUUACGGAACACAAAUUAAGAUAUUUUUGAUGAAAUCUGAGAGCUUUCUGAACAAUGCAGGCCCAGAAAGGUAGAAAGGACAUCGUUAAAAUAGUCCUUGUGACAUAUGUGGUUCAACCUUAAUUUUAUGAAGCUACAGGAAUAUUUUUGUGUGCAAAGAAAACAAAAAAAAUGACUUUAUUCAACAAUUUCUUCUCUUCUAUUUCAUCUUUGUUGUGUGUUCACGAGAGUACCACGACGCAUGCGUGUGCAUUCUUCUGCUUGCAAACAAGGUGCAGCGCAUCUGGGUUCUACGUCAGAAUGCCGGCUCCUGUAUCAGCAGCAUCACACGCAUUCGUCAUGGUAUACUCUCGCAUGCAUAUAAAAUUAAGGUUGAACCACUGAUGUCACAUGGACUGUUUUAAUGAUGUCCUUACUACCUUUCUGGG
Molecule: messenger RNA, 1784 nt
Organism: Carassius carassius (crucian carp)
Lineage: Eukaryota; Metazoa; Chordata; Actinopteri; Cypriniformes; Cyprinidae
Gene: pi15b
Product: peptidase inhibitor 15b
Exons: 5
Coding region: 15-785 (256 amino acids)
Cellular component (GO): extracellular region
Source: RefSeq, a predicted model, not a curated record